Molecule: messenger RNA, 4564 nt
Organism: Hemiscyllium ocellatum (epaulette shark)
Lineage: Eukaryota; Metazoa; Chordata; Chondrichthyes; Orectolobiformes; Hemiscylliidae
Gene: sgpl1
Product: sphingosine-1-phosphate lyase 1
Exons: 14
Coding region: 144-1841 (565 amino acids)
Biological process (GO): carboxylic acid metabolic process; sphingolipid catabolic process
Cellular component (GO): endoplasmic reticulum
Molecular function (GO): sphinganine-1-phosphate aldolase activity; pyridoxal phosphate binding
Source: RefSeq, a predicted model, not a curated record
GCGGAGACACAGAAGCAAGUCCUGCCGGUUGAGGGGAGCUUGGUCGCUGCUUUGACUGCGAACCAGGGUCAGUCAGGAGAGUCGGAGCGGCGGCACCACUACCACCACUGGGCAGACGGAGCGGAUUCCGGAGGGAGAGCGACAUGGAGACGCGGGAAACACUGGAUGUGUACAAAGAGACAAUAUGGCUGUAUCUGGGAAAGGGAAAGAAGUACGUUAAUGCACAUUGCCAAGGCCUGGAGCCCUGGCAGAUCAUCGCCAUCACUGCUGUGACCACUCUGCUGGGAGUGUGGCUCUAUGGAUUUCUAUUCCAACAGCAAAGUAUUUCUUCAAGACUUAAAAAGUUCUUUUUCAAAAUUGUAAGAAAACUGCCAUUUCUGGCUGCUGCAGUACAGAAACAACUUAACAAGGCACUGGAUGACCUUUCCACAAGCGUCUUAACACUUAAGGAUGGAACGACGUACAUUACGUCCCUACCUGCACAGGGCUUGGCAGAGUCUGAGCUGCUGUUAAAGCUUAAAGACUACAGCACAAUGGGAGAGGUACACUGGGAGAAAGGGCAAGUCUCUGGGACAGUGUAUAGUGGCGAGGAACAGCUCACAAAGCUGAUGGUGAAGGUUUAUGGAGACUUUGCUUGGAGUAACCCACUACAUCCGGACAUCUUCCCUGGUGUGAGGAAGAUGGAAGCGGAGGUUGUUCGAAUGGCUUGUACUCUCUUCCGAGGGGGGCCAGAAUCCUGCGGGACGGUGACAUCUGGUGGGACUGAAAGCAUCCUUAUGGCUUGCAAAGCUUACAGAGACCUUGGAGCUGAGCGAGGAGUGAAAUAUCCUGAAAUUGUUGCUCCCAAAAGUGCUCAUGCUGCUUUUGACAAGGCUGCUCAAUAUUUUGGGAUGAAAAUAGUACAUGUAGAACUUGACAAAACCACAAUGCAAGUAGACGUGAAGGCCAUGAAGAAAGCCAUUUCGAGGAACACAGUCAUGUUGGUCUGUUCGGUGCCACAGUUUCCCCAUGGUGUCAUGGACCCAGUGGAGGAAGUUGCCAAGCUUGCUGUGGAUUACGAUAUCCCCUUACAUGUAGAUGCUUGUCUGGGAGGCUUUCUUAUUGUCUUCAUGGAGAAAGCUGGUUACUCACUGCCACCCUUUGACUUUCGUGUUAAGGGAGUGACGAGCAUCUCUGCUGACACACACAAGUACGGCUAUGCUCCCAAAGGUUCUUCAGUUGUUCUGUACAGCAACAAGAAGUACCGUCACUACCAGUUCUUUGUGGCCCCGGACUGGCAGGGAGGAAUCUAUGCAUCACCCACAAUCGCUGGAUCGAGACCAGGGGGGAUCAUUGCUGCUUGCUGGGCCACCAUGAUGUACAUGGGUGAGGACGGUUAUGUUAAGGCAACUAAGAAGAUCAUUGAUACUGCACGAUACGUUGAAGCACAGUUGAAGAAAAUAAAAGAAAUUUUCAUCUUUGGAAAACCUGAAGUGUCUGUAGUGGCCAUUGGCUCACAAACAUUCGACAUUUUCCGUCUAUCAAACUUAAUGACAUCGAAAGGAUGGAACCUCAACACUUUGCAGUUCCCUUCGAGCAUUCACAUAUGUGUGACACUUCUGCAUACCAAGAAUGGAGUGGCUGACCAAUUUGUUGAGGAUCUUCGUGAAAGUGUGGCUGAAAUAAUGAAGAAUCCUGAUGAGAAAACCACUGGCAGGGGUGCUAUAUAUGGCAUGGCACAGUCAAUUCCUGAUCGUACACUGGUGACAGAGAUAUCGCAUGGAUUCCUAGACUGCCUCUACAGCACUGAGCUCCCCAAAGUUGAAACAAACUGCAUGAAUGGAGCAUCAGCACAGCAUUGAAACAUGGAAAUAGGUUUUUAAAAAAAAAAUCAUGGACAAGGUUGUGGGAAGGUACUUUGGAAAGCAAUUUGACAGGUCUGACAUUGUUUUUAUUGUGUUGCAGUAAUGGGAAUGUGGAAAAAUGCAAUCAUAUGUACUGGGAACUGACGUCCAUGAUUUUUACACCACUUUCAAAGCCCCAAAACCUUUCCUUUUCAAUUUUUAUCCCUAAAGUCUUUUCCUGGAAACCUUGAGACGGCAAAGUUUCCAGAAAAUUGUGUGCAGGGUUUUCCUAGACAUUGAUUCACUGGAGAUUUAGCAGCAAGUGGCAAUUCACCUUGAUGCCUUCCCACUUUAUUCUUUCAUGUUGGGAAAAAAAGGGUUCUUUUGGCAGAAUUUUUCUCAAAGGUAACAAAACGGUUUGUGGAUUUAGUAGGCUUUUUGACACUGUCGCCAGGAGAGGGUGGUCAAUGUUUGCAAGCCAGCGUAUUACACAAGCGACAAUUGCCCCUCCACCCAAUAAAAUAUAGCAGUGAAGUUCAAUUUAACCCUGGCGGCUGGUCAUUUUUCUGCUAUAUCUCAUUCAUACCUGAAUUGUCAAUGAUGAAGCAAUGGAACAUUGAGACUGUUAAAAUGACUGUUAUCUUAUGGAUCAAGGAGGUAGGGGAAAGGGAUUUUGGACCCCCAAAACUUGAUCAAUCAUAAGCCUCAAUCUUUGAGCUUCUGCCCAAAAUGCCCAAUAUUUUGGUCCCACUUCAGGAUGAAUGCUGAGAGUAUUCACUACCUCAAAUAUAGUUCAGGUAAUUUCCAAAAGAAUAAUGCCACCUAUAGUUGCUCCCAGUUAACAUAAGACAGUUUUAAAACUAAACUAGGCACGAUUAUAAUAAUUUACAGACAGGAGACCAAUUUUUGUGCUGCUGUGGAUAGAACUUGCAUUACAAAAAUUAUUUGCAAGGUAAUUUUUCUUCUGAUUUGUUCAAAAUAAUCAGAUUUUAUGAUACAGACAUGGUCUAAAGAAAUCACUCCUUUGAGAUCCUGUGAAUUCAACGCAAGUUGACAAUUCUUAGACUGAAGUACUUACUCCAUAAUUGGAAUAGACGGUUGAAUAAUUUCAAAUUGUAUGUUGUUGUCAUUGUGUUUCAGAUAUUUUGUUGCUCUAUCAUUGUAGUGAAGCUGAAUGUGUGGCAAUUGAUGACGCUCUGAAAUGCUGUAUGUUUGUAACGUGUUUAUUCAGCGACCUCUCUCAUGCAUAAGUUUCACACCAGUGCACACUUUACAAGGGAGCGCUUGUGAAUAAUUAUGUUGAAAUUUUAACGGUACUUCAAUGCUAUCUUUAAAACCAUAUUGAUUCCUACUAAUCCUGAGAUCCUUGACUACAAUCCCUUUGUUAACCUGGCUCUCUGUACACACAACGGUAAAUGUUGUCCUGUAUCAGUAAUGCACAUUCCAAAGCUCUCAACCCCAAAUUAAUCUGUUGCCAGUGGAACACUUGUUGUUGAUAUUCCGUUUAUUUUUCUGUUCCAGUAAACUAGCAGUCACAAUAUUAAACCUUUUAUGCAGGGAACCCGAACACGUGAACUUGUCACUGCCUGAAUCUCUGUGAAAUGGCCUCUCAGUUUGAACUGUGACAUGCUGGCAAUGUCCCAGAUUGUAAAUUGCCAUCCACGCGGUAAAAGCAGAUGACUGUGCCCUAUUGCUGACUACUCCCAAUGAUUGCACAUGACUUCCCGUCUUUCAGUGUAAAGGGAGAGAAAAUUGAAAGCGACACCCUAAUACUGUUCUUUGUACCUUCUUGCACAGCAUUCAAAAAAUGAAUGUGUUCCCCUGCAAAUAAUGCAAAGAGGCUGGAUAAACUAAAACAUGUGUUUAGGACUGUGCUCUCAUUGUUCAACAUAGUUUUAAACCAGAGACAGGCAGUAUUCUGUCACAAUGUGAAAGGGCUGCAUUCCAAAUUGUCUUAAUAACUUGGCACAUUUGCGCACAAUUUUCUGACUUUUGAUAAGUCCUCUACCAUUUUUUAAAAAAGCAUAAAUUUAGCCUCUCUCAAGCUUUCCUUUCAGCUCUGGGUAACACUCAUUUUGCACUCUUUACAAAUGCACAUACUCAUCCUAUUUGCUCCAUUUCUGUUUGCACAGAGUCAGGAUGUUCCAUGAUCACCUUUGGUUAGCUCUAGAGGAAUAACUGAAGGAAUAACUGGGUCCUACUCCCAUCUCAUACUCUCCUCACAAGGAGAAGGUACAGAGCUUCUGUUGAGUUCACAAACUGGAUGUAAGCAUCCCUUACCAUUCAUGAAAACAAGCAAGUGUUUUUAUUGCCCUCUGUGUUGCAAAUUUCAAACAGGGGAAACAGACUCAGCAAUGAUCUUUGAUUUGUUUACAUCCCCGAUUUCUUCAUUCGCAGAGUUGUGUGUAGCACUGGGUUUUUCUUAGUUUAACUUGAAAAUCACAGAACCCCAGCGGUCACUUGGUUAGCCGAGGAGAGGGCACUAUUUUCAUUGUCAGUUUACUCAUUGGAACUGUUCCAGAUGCAGCUUGUGUGCAUUGUGAAGUUUAUAGUUAGCCCUCAGGGAGGGGUGUCAGGGCUGGGAUGGGGGUGAAAUUCCCACACCUGGGUCAUUUGCACCUGGACAACAAAGACAUCUUUAUACGGUUAGUGUGUAAAAUGAUCUGGAUUAAUCCAUCGUAUUAUGUAUUAACACAUUUGUAAUUGAGAUUUGGUAAUAAACCUAAUUUGUUGAAACUGUA